This is a messenger RNA of Chelmon rostratus (copperband butterflyfish), 3428 nucleotides long. RefSeq names its product tec protein tyrosine kinase (gene tec). The transcript is spliced from 18 exons. Bases 261 to 2234 code for a protein of 657 amino acids. Gene Ontology annotation, molecular function: ATP binding; non-membrane spanning protein tyrosine kinase activity; protein binding. NCBI's taxonomy places the organism in Eukaryota, Metazoa, Chordata, Actinopteri, Chaetodontiformes, Chaetodontidae. The record is from RefSeq and is a predicted model, not a curated record. Gene Ontology annotation, biological process: peptidyl-tyrosine autophosphorylation; T cell receptor signaling pathway; intracellular signal transduction.
CUUUCCGCUGUUUCAACUGCGCGGCCGCCGCAGAGAAACCGGCGGAGCGUCAAGUCUGACUGAAACGACAGAGAGCUUCAGUUUACUGAAUUCACCCUGUGAGACAUCAAAUCAUCUGAGACAGACAGAAAAAGGACAAGUUGUGAAGUUUUACUGUCUCCUCGCGACAGAAGAGGAGGAGGAAACGAGCUGAACUCAGCUCCGGCCUGCCUCAUUCUGACGACAUCCACCAAUGGGCUGAGGCCGUGGGCGGGGCCAGGAUGAGUGCCGAGCUGCUAUUGGAGGAGACGCUCAUCAAGCGUUCGCAGCAGAAGAAGAGGACGUCGCCGCUGAACUACAAGGAGAGACUGUUUGUCCUCACAAAGAGCCGGCUGACGUACUACGACGGGAGAGCCGAGACGUGUUGUCUCCUCCAACAGAAGAAGUUCAGGAGAGGCUCGAUCGAGCUGAGCCGCAUCAGGUGUGCCGAGAUCGUCAAGAACGGAGGAGGGAUCAUCCCCUGCCAGAACAAAUACCCCUUCCAGGUGGUGUACGAUACCAACACCCUCUACGUAUUCGCUCCGAGUCACGACAGCAGAAGCCUCUGGGUCCAGAGCCUCAAAGAGGAGAUCAAAGACAACCCUGCGGUCCUGACCAAGUUUCACCCUCAGUUCUGGCAGGAAGGCUCGUGGCUCUGCUGUCGCCAGGCGGAAAAACAGGCUCCCGGCUGCUCGGAGUACAACCUCUUUGGAGACAUUUCCAGAAAACCUUUACCUCCGAUUCCUGGAGAGGAACGUAAAAACGAUCGGCAGCGGCGGCCUCCUCCUCCACUUCCUCCGGUCACUGAUGAUGAUGAUGACGAUGGAGAGGACGACGACGAUGAUGAUGAGGAGGAGGAGGAGAUGGUGGUGGCGCUGUACGACUUCCCGGGGGCGGAGCCACACGACCUGAGUCUGGUCAAGGGAGGCGAGUACGUCAUCCUGGAGAAGUGCGACGUGAACUGGUACAAGGCGCGCAAUGAGUACGGCGAGGAAGGCUACAUCCCAAGUAACUACGUCACGGAGAAGAAAUCCGGAAACCUGGUGCAGUUUGUCUGGUACAGUAAACAAGUCAACAGGAACAAGGCGGAGGAGCUGCUGAGGAAGGAGGACAAAGAAGGAGCCUUCAUCGUCAGAGACUCCAGCACUGCAGGAACCUACACGGUGUCUCUGUAUGCCAAGUCUGCUGCAGGGGACGGAGGUGCAGCUAUAAAACAUUACCACAUCAAGCGGACACAAGGCUCGCCUCAACAGUUUUACCUGGCUGAGAAACACCUGUUUAGCUCCAUCCCCGACCUGAUCGAGUACCACAAACACAACGCAGCAGGUCUGGUUGCCAGGUUGAGGUAUCCUGUAGGGAAGCAGGACAAGUCCGCUCCGUCCACCGCCGGCUUCAGCUACGAGAAGUGGGAGAUCAACCCCAGUGAGCUGACCUUCAUGAAGGAGCUGGGCAGCGGUCAGUUCGGUCAGGUGAGGCUCGGCAAGUGGAGGGCUCAGCACAAAGUGGCCAUCAAGGCCAUCAGAGAGGGAGCCAUGUAUGAGGAGGACUUCAUCGAGGAGGCCAAGGUCAUGAUGAAACUGUCCCACCCUAAGCUGGUGCAGCUGUAUGGGGUUUGCAGCCAGCAGAAGCCCAUUUACAUCGUCACAGAGUUCAUGGAGCACGGCUGCCUGCUGAACUUCCUCAGGCAGCGGCGGGGCAGCUUCAGCCUGGGGUCUUUGCUGAGUAUCUGCCAGGACGUCGGCGAGGGCAUGGAGCACCUGGAGGCCAACGGCUUCAUCCACAGAGAUCUGGCUGCCAGAAACUGUCUGGUCAACGACUCUCUGGUGGUCAAGGUGUCGGACUUCGGCAUGGCCAGAUACGUGUUAGACGACCAGUACACCAGCUCAUCGGGUGCGAAGUUUCCCGUGAAGUGGUCGCCUCCUGAAGUCUUUAACUUCUGCAGAUACAGCAGCAAGUCCGACGUGUGGUCCUACGGUGUGUUGAUGUGGGAGGUUUUCACUGAGGGCCGGAUGCCGUUUGAACAGAGUCAGAACCAUGAGGUUGUUACCUUGGUAACCAAGGGUCACCGCCUCUACAGGCCCAAAAUGGCCACACCCACCAUCUAUGACAUCAUGCAUCUCUGUUGGCACGAGAGGCCAGAGGAGCGUCCGUCGUUCUCUCAGCUCUGCCUGAUGAUCUCCAACGCUCUGGAGGGUGACACCCCUCCCCCAAACUGAUCAACUGACCAAUGAGCUGCUACCACCCUUCACGCCAUCUGUGGCGGCCAUGUUGGCCCCUAACUCUUGCUCCACGGCAAGAGAACGGACAACAUGGAGAACACGGCGCAACGACACAUGUCUGGAGCUGACCAAUCAGAUAGACAGGAGAGACCAAUCACACCAACUGCAGUCCACUCAUCCACCAAUCACAUUGCUUUGUCACAUCAGGCAACCAGAACAGCUUACAACCCGAAACAGCCGGACUGACGGCUGUGAAAACUGACGCUGCCUUCACAACUUGCUGCUCAUGCUGGAUCUGUUUUAGGACGACUGUUUGUUUUUGUCGUAGGAAUCGGACACCAGCUGACAGCGACGCAGACAACACACAAAAGGCUCUUGUGGUGAACACGCCAGUUUGCCUACCUGUCUGUGGGUUUGCCUCGGUGGUUCCUCUCAGACAUGGACAUGAAAUCCUUCAGUCAGAGACCUGUCGGUGUUAAAGAACAACACACAAUCAUCAACAUACAAUAUAAAGCUUGAGUUUUCUUCCAGUGGACCUGCAGACUCUGUGUGAACUGUUCCUGUAACGUUCAAGUACUCUCAGCAGGUCACGGCGUCUGUUUCUGUUUGUUUCAGUCCGUCGUCUGACAGAUGUCGCUGCAGUGCAAAUCUGUUUUCAUGUCGUUUUCAUCACAGCCUGCACAUUGAUAUGAAAAGCACUGUAUGAGUACAUAUGAGUUCCUGUCAACAAAGAAUCGCUCCAGCCCUGAUCUGGUCUUCACAGCUUAACUACGUAAUGUUUUAUUAAAGAAAAAAAACUUAGAUCUCAUUCAGUUUUUAAAAAAUUGGUCCUUAAUUUCAGACAAAACCAGGCUCCUCAUUUCUAGUCACUAAAAAUUUGGCUGUUUGAAAAGGCAACUAGCUCAUUAAGCUAGCUGCGUUGGUUAAAACCAACGUCGCCAACUGACUUUUCUUAUGUUUCCGGCGGACUUGUUUUAAAAUGAGGGGUCUUCACUACGCACCUGAUGGCUACAUACAGCACAUGGAAAUGUGCUAAAGACUGAGGCUAAAGCUAACACGUCCAAAAGUCAGCAUCCCCACCAGCUGAUUCAUGUAAAUAAACAGUGUUUUUCUGGUAUUGUACUGUACAGUUAGUUAGUACAAGUUUUACAGUAAAAGAAUUUGUUAAUCAUACAAGUAUAACUCUGUUUG